AUGUAUUCCCACAGUAAUGAUUAUAAUGAUAUUUCCUUGGAUGUUAGUAAUAUAUCAGACUCUUUCCCGGUGAAACUUAGUAAGAGAAAUCAUGGAAAAAAUUGUUGUGCUAUAUGUGGAGCUAAAUCUACAGGAAAUAAUUUUGACGUAUUAACAUGUUCAUCAUGUAAAGCAUUCUUUCGACGAAAUGGUAUUAAACCGUUAAAUCAAUUUUUUUGUCAUGUAUCUGGUAAUUGUAAAAUCGAUGAACGUACACGUCGGCAAUGUACAGCAUGUCGUUUACGAAAAUGUUUUGCUAUGGGUAUGGUUAAAGAACGUAUACGAACUGAAGAACAAAAUCAACGUCAUCGUGCAUUAGUUGAAGCAAAUCGAUUACAGAAAUUAAAACAAUCUGACCAAUUACAAAAACAUAGUCAAAAAAUAUCUAAAAUACGUCAUGAUUCAAUAUCAUCUAUGGAUUCCGAUAUAAAUCAAGUUGAUUUAUUAUUUGAAUUAUUUUAUGACAAUGCUCAACAAAUAAUUUCCGAUGAUUUUAUAUUUAAAUUUGAUCGAGAUUUAACGGAUGUUCUGAAUUUAUAUUGUGUACCUGUAUCAUGUUUAAUUACAUUUUUAAAACAAUUAUCUCAAUUUCAACAAUUAUCAAUUGAUGAUAGACUUAUACUUUUAAAAUAUAAUACAAAAGUACUUAUACCAAUUCUAAUAUAUCUAUUAAAUACUACUUUUGAUAUGCAAAUUCUUAUAAAUCAUCCUGGUAUAUGUAAUAUUAAUAAUAAAAUAGCUGAUGCUUAUUCAUUAUUUUCUUAUAUUGUACCUGAUGAUAAUAGAUUAUUAGUAAUUUUAAUUAUUGUUCUUCUGUUUUGUCCAUGUUUAUAUACAACUGAUUCAUUAUAUGAUGUUGGUUAUAUCAGUGAUCAAUCAAGACAAUUGAUACAAUAUGCAUAUGAUGAAUAUGUACAAUUGCUAUGGUAUUAUGUUAUUGACAAAUGUGAUGAUAAUGAACAACAAGCGGCAUUAAUGUAUAUGAAAAUAGUGACAGCAUGUCUUCAAUUACAAAAAGUAACAAAUGAAAUUUAUGAUAUAGUUAAAUGUUUUGUUCAAGUUGAUCAAUUACAUAUGAUGAUGCAAUCAAUUUUACAUUUGACUUAA
Messenger RNA from Adineta steineri, 1146 nucleotides. NCBI's taxonomy places the organism in Eukaryota, Metazoa, Rotifera, Eurotatoria, Adinetida, Adinetidae. The record is from the annotation of a GenBank genome assembly.